Molecule: messenger RNA, 1185 nt
Organism: Mercenaria mercenaria
Lineage: Eukaryota; Metazoa; Mollusca; Bivalvia; Venerida; Veneridae
Product: potential E3 ubiquitin-protein ligase ariadne-2-like
Exons: 2
Coding region: 132-446 (104 amino acids)
Molecular function (GO): zinc ion binding
Source: RefSeq, a predicted model, not a curated record
UAUAUUUAUAGUUUAUGACGAACUUUUACGUUUUCGGAAUUUCCUUUCCUGUAUAAUUUUCCAAAAAAUUUAGCUGAAUUGUAACAUAAAAGUCCUGGUUUUUGUUUCAUGCUGUCAAAGCAAUUACAAAAAUGGAUCAAAACUGUUCUUGUCCUGAAGAAGGCGAGGGGAAAUGUAUAAACACAUCAUGUAAAAAUUAUGAUGAGUUUUUAAACCUGCUCCACAAAUGCACUAGAAAAGAGAUAAGCAGUGUAGCCGACUGUCCCUCGAUACGCUCGUGUCCACACUGCCGGGAAGCGAUAGAACAUAUCGAGGCGUGCAACAACAUGCAGUGUUUUAGCUGCAAGAAGCAUUUCUGCUUCAUAUGCCUUACACCGGCCAAUGAUGGCGGGAGUCUGCAGUGCAAGCAACCUCAUGUUGUCGCUCCAGUCCAACAGCUCAGUUGAAAACAGCCAUCGUACUGAUAACACAUUAAUACGCAUAAUGUUUAUGGGUUCCCAACGUUGUGGACUAAACUCAGUUUAUGUUAAUCAUGUUGUAACUGACAAUGCAAAUAGCAAGGAAAUUAAUUUUCAACUGGUACAUGUACAUUGAUAGAUCAUAAAGUUGUCUGUUUAAAACAGAAUUAUAGUCUAUACAUACUGCCUGGAUUGGCAUAAUCUUUUGUGACAUUAAGCAGUUGGCAUGGAUAUUGAUAGUGUUUCUUAUUUCAACCAUUUGAAUCACGUGUUUAUUAUCACUGGAUGCAAAACGCGUCCUGCGCUCGGAGCGAAAACAGUCUUACGGCCGGUAGAUCUACCUGAUAUGGGAGUCACGAGACACGUUAAAGCUGGAAAAUUGCCAUGAUAUAAAACUGCUAACAUAUAGAGAUCAUCGACCGCCUUUGUAUUAUUAUAUUAUAAUAGAUUAAAUCAAAUUUACGUUUGUGUGCGUGUAUGAACGGUGUGUGUGUCUUUUAACUAGUGAAAUUGAGGUGUGUCGUUACACGUAUUGAAAUAGAUAAUAGAUAUUAAAACGCCUACCGUGUAUUUGUUGAUGCAUUGAUAAGAUUACUUUAAUACAUAUGACUAAUGAUUAUUCAUUUGUUUGUUGGUACAAAGCUAUUUUGGAGAUACCCAUUUAUGUACAUUUAAAUGAAAUAUUACUUGCAUUUUUUUUCAAAAAGUAAAAUUUCGAAAAACACAA